AUGAAAAAGAAUUAUUGUCAAUGGUGGGUUUUAAUCUUUCUGAUAAUACAGUGUUUACAUUCUGUCAAUUGUUCAUAUGUUGAAUCUUUUCCUCCAAUUGAGAUAAUAGGUGCAAAAUUUUUCAACUCCUCUGAUGGGAGACAAUUUUUCUUAAAAGGAAUUGCCUAUCAACCUCAACGGACACUAGUUGAGUUAGAAGAAAAUGGCGAAACAUUUGAUACUAAUUAUAUUGAUCCAUUGGCAGAUCCAUAUAUUUGUUUAAGAGAUCUAAGUUACUUGCAAGAGUUAGGAAUUAAUACUAUCAGGGUAUAUUCAAUCGACCCAACUCUGGACCACGAUGAGUGCAUGCAUAAUUUGAUGAAAGCCGGAAUAUACGUCAUAUUAGAUUUAGCAGAGCCUGAAACAUCGAUCGUAAGAAAUAACCCUUCUUGGGAUAUCAUACUUUUUGAAAGAUACAAAGCUGUUGUCGAUACUAUGAGUCAAUACCCCAAUGUCUUAGGGUAUUUCGCUGGUAAUGAGGUUACAAAUGACAAAUACACUACGGGGGCGUCUCCUUUUGUCAAAGCAGCUAUAAGAGAUACAAAAAAAUAUAUCAACGAAAAAGGCUAUAGAAAUAUUCCAGUGGGUUACUCCUCAAACGAUGACAUAGAGACUAGGGAUAACCUUGCACAAUAUUUUAUUUGUGGCGACACCAAUGCUGACUUCUAUGGAAUAAAUAUGUAUGAAUGGUGCGGGUAUUCGUCAUAUAAAACAAGUGGCUAUGAAGAAAGAACCAAGUACUUUAAGAAUUACCCCAUUCCUGUAUUCUUUUCUGAAUUUGGGUGUAAUGUUGAUAGACCAAGACCAUUUACUGAGGUAACUGCUCUGUUUGGACAACAAAUGUCGAAGGUGUGGUCUGGUGGCUUAGUUUACAUGUAUUUUGAAGAAGAAAAUAAUUAUGGUGUUGUAAAGGUUGGAAGAGAUGGUAAAAAUAUAACAAAAUUACCUGAUUUUCAACUGCUAAAGAAUCAGUUCUUAAAAAUUGAUCACACUAAAAUUGGUCAAACAAGCUACGUUGAGAAUGAUAUUUUGGACAAGAGUAAACAACCUCAUAGUUGUCCUAAGUUUUCAUUAAACUGGCAAGUUAUGGGAGAACUUCCACCUACCCCAGAUGACGUUGUUUGUAAUUGUCUCACCACAUUGCCCUGUUUGUUAGAAGAUAUGAAUUCCAAUUUUCAGUUUGAGGACUAUUUCAUUGAUAUUUGUAAAAAGACUAAUUGUUCAGAAAUUACGAGUGAUGCAGGAAAAGGAAUAUAUGGAAAAUAUUCGUUUUGUUCAAAUUAUCAAAAGAUAUCCUAUGUUGCUUCGCGAUUAUAUUACGAGAAUAAUGCGACAAUUCCAACUUGUCCUUUUGAUGAAGACAUAUUUAUUCAUAAUGAUGGCCCUAAUGCAUACUUAAAAUCCAAUACAGAUUGUAAGAAAAUUCUUGAUGAUAUUAAAUUGUUGAAUAAUAAACAUUUCCUUCUGGGGUACAAUCCAUAUCCCCCUUUUUUGAUGCCACAUGGUCAGGAUAAUAUAAUAAUUAUCAGAGACGGUGAUGACGAUACAAGCCCACCUAAAGAGAGCAGUAGCUCCAAAAUAUCUUUGAGCUUAAUGAAAGGGUUAACUUUAAUUAUUUUGUUGAUUGUAACCUCAGCUGUCCGAAUAACAUAA
This is a messenger RNA of Maudiozyma barnettii, 1692 nucleotides long. RefSeq names its product 1,3-beta-glucanosyltransferase (gene GAS2). Lineage: Eukaryota; Fungi; Ascomycota; Saccharomycetes; Saccharomycetales; Saccharomycetaceae. Gene Ontology annotation, molecular function: 1,3-beta-glucanosyltransferase activity. Gene Ontology annotation, biological process: fungal-type cell wall (1->3)-beta-D-glucan biosynthetic process. The transcript has a single exon. Bases 1 to 1692 code for a protein of 563 amino acids. The record is from RefSeq and is a predicted model, not a curated record. Gene Ontology annotation, cellular component: cytoplasm; fungal-type cell wall.